Messenger RNA from Chaetomium globosum CBS 148.51, 3129 nucleotides. RefSeq lists its product as uncharacterized. Bases 1 to 3129 code for a protein of 1042 amino acids. The transcript has a single exon. Gene Ontology annotation, cellular component: intracellular membrane-bounded organelle. The record is from RefSeq and is a predicted model, not a curated record. NCBI's taxonomy places the organism in Eukaryota, Fungi, Ascomycota, Sordariomycetes, Sordariales, Chaetomiaceae. Gene Ontology annotation, molecular function: phosphatidylinositol binding.
AUGGACGACAAAGACGGGGCGGUAUCCGGCACUGCUAAGGGGACCGACUCUCCUCGAUCACCCAAGCCGCCAAACGCAAGAGAGGAGGGUCUAUCAACGAAGGUCUUCGGUUUCCUCGCCACAGCCACUCCCGGUACUCUCGGCGGCGUUGCCGUGGGCCUGGCCGCGACCACAUAUCUAGUGCUCGGCAGGUUAGGCCUCGUCUUAAUCGGCGCAUUUGGCGGGAUCGUGUCCUUCAUACAAUGGGAGCAGCGUAACGCCGACGUGGUUCGGGCCCUUAAGGGGGAGAGUGGGAUGGAUGUUUUGACACGGAUUUUAGCGUCCAAGAAGGCCUUAGAAGACGCGACCCCCGAGGAGCUAAACACCGACGAUGCAGAGAGUGCGUUGGUGCGCUCGUUCGAAGACCUGCAACCCGAGACCCGCGAAGCCUUGAACGAAUUGGUUGACGCUGUUGUCGAUAACUACGUCAAGUGGUGGUACUCGCCCAUCGUACCUUCAGACAAGUUCUUCCCCCUGGCAUGCCGCAAGACGCUCACCACGUUCCUCACAUCGGUUUCCAACCGCCUGAGCCGGAAACGCCCCGCAGACGCCUUCCUCGACUUUCUAACGAAUACAUCUUCCAUCCUUGUCGUCUUCAUGUCCGAGCUAUCCAACGCCUUCUCCGAGCUGCCAGCCGAUUCAAAAAUGUCUGCUGCAGAUGCUGUAUACAAUUACCUUGCCUCGCAUCCCGAGUGUAAUUUAUCCAUCUUGCUGAACCAAAAGCAGCAAGCGCAUAAAUUUCGCAUGGCUGCCGAAGAUAUGCUGGGAUUUCUCGAUCGUCCGAGCUACGAGUGCGAUCCCGCUCGAGUCUUCCUGCGAGAGAUUUUGGCAGGUGUUGUUCUGGAAACGACACUCGAGUCAUGCUCCAAACCUGAGUGGAUCAAUGCAUGGAUUGUCCACUUACUAGAGUCAGGCGAACCUGACCUGAGCCAGGCUAUCGACGUCGGGAUGCAGACGGGACCUGGGACAGACGCGGCAUUUGCCGACUUGGACGGCAAUGUGGGCAACAUCGGCCUCGCCCGGGGGAAUCGGAAUUCUCUCGAGCAGGAAAGGGCACGUAGGAAGGAGUCCGUCCAUAAGAAGAAGCUGAGCAAGGCCGAGGAAGAAAUGGAAUUGGCAAUGGAAGAGAUGAAGCGCUUAAACCAGAUGAUUGCCAAAGAAGGCGCCCUGGGCGAUCAACAAGGACAACAAGCUGCGAACUCGGAAAACACCACAGGCACAGCAAACGCUUCCGAAAGACUAGCCGAUGCCCUCAAACGCAAUGCGGAUGAUCUAGACAUCCAAAAGGGCUUGACUGAGAAACCAGAUCUCCCCGAGCGCCUGGACGUCUCUGCAGGCGCCCCGGAGAGGACGAGUAGCGAUGGGUCGUCCAGCAGGAACGAUGUCAUUCAUACACCCGCCACCCCGCAUUCCGGGGUAACUCCCUCUCCCUCUUCAAGCCAAGAUUCGUCCCCGCCGGCGAAUGAGAGGGCUAGGUUCACCAGCUUCGACCAGAUCGUCCCGCCUGCCCGCGAAGAAUUAGAAGCCGAGGCGAGCGAGCGUCGCAAGCCACCUCCAUUGACAUUACACAAUGCAACCAUCACCGUAUUGGAUGAGCCGGGUGAUGGCAGGAUCAGGACCAAGCCAUCAUGGGAUUACCUGGUCCAGAUUGAACCGGCAACGACGAUUUACCCCGGAUGGAUGAUCAUUAGGAAGUACAGCGACUUUGAGACCCUUCAUGAGGUGCUGAGGCGGAUCGCGACCAUUUCUGGUGCAACCGGUUUUACAGAGAAGCAUAGCACGCUGCCGUCUUGGAAGGGGCAUACCCGGACAUCAUUACGCAGCGAGCUAGAACGCUAUCUCCGAGAUGCCUGUGGCUAUCAGAGUCUAGCUGACAGUGAGGGGUUGAAAAAGUUCUUGGAAAGAGAUAACGGACACAUCCCCCACGCUCCCAAGACGGGAUUCCAGGCGUUUGAGAAACUAGGCAAAAACGUGUUUGACGUGUUGACAAGUGCCCCGCUUGAAGGCUCAAAGGCGGUAGUUGGGGGAGUAACCGGAGUACUGGGGAAUAUCGGCCUGGGACAACGAAAGCCAGCGCCCCCUGUUCCGUCGCCAACGCCAUCAGCGCUGCAAGAUGUCACAGCAGCUAGUCGCUUGUCGAUAUCAACCUUGCCUCGUGCGGAUAGCAGCGUGUCACUGACUGGAAUGCGCAAGCCGCGGGACAGCAUGGACAGCCAGCGGUCGUCCGCUGCCGGGCUGCAACCCGGUAGAAUGCCAUCGAUGGACCGCCGCCCAAGUUACAACUCGCAAGGCGACGCGGAACCUGAAAGCCAGCGGCUUUCCCAGGCCUCGGCGAGGAACAGCCGGGAGUUCAGCCGGGCAUCGAGCCGUGCGGCAAGCCGAGCGCCACCAGCUCGUUCACCAUCGAGCCUCAGCUUCGACGGGUUCCGGUUGCCUCCGCCACCUGACAUGAUUAGCGAUGACUACGAAUCACCCAUCAGCCUGUCGAACGGUCGGCCUCAUGAUAUCCAUCAUGCGCGUUCCUUGACAAUGCCAACGCUCAACACUCAACAGAGGCUAAACGGUCCGCCGCUACAAGGCGUAAAACAACACUCGAGGAUGUCGGAACAGGAGACCCGCGUAGCGGUUGAGCUCCUCUUCGCCGUCAUCAACGAGCUGUACACCCUCUCGUCAGCGUGGAACAUCCGUCGCACUCUUCUCGCGGCGGCCAAGUCGUUCCUCUUGCGGCCUGGCAACCCGUCGCUCCUCUCCAUCCAAUCGCUCAUCCAGUCCUCUGUUCUCGAAGCCAACACUUCGGAUAGCGGCAUCGCAGCGCAUCUCAAGAAGCUCCGGGAGAACACCCUCCCGACAGAGCAGGAACGGGCAACAUGGCCGGCGGAGAUGACGGCCGAGGAAAAGGAAAAUCUUCGGAUCAAAGCCAGGAAGUUGCUAAUUGAGAGCGGCGUGCCUGCCGCGCUCACGGGCGUCAUGGGCCAGGCCGCCACAUCAGAGGCACUGGGGCGCUUGUUCGACUGCCUUCAAAUAGAGGAGGUGGCGAGGGGCCUCAUGUUUGGGGUGAUUCUCCAAGCCGUAAGGACGGUUACGCAUUGA